CCGGUUCCUGAAGAGCUGCAGAACGGAGCAGGGUUUGGCUACGUCGUUGCUUUCCGUCCCUUCGGCGCCACCGGGUGGAUGCAGGCGGCAGUUCCCUCUCCUGAAGCCUCCAAAUACGUCUUCAAAAACGAGACCAUUUUACCCUUUACUCCAUUCCAAGUCAAAGUGGGGGUGUACAAUAACAAGGGGGAAGGACCUUUUGGACCUGUGGUCACCAUCUACUCUGCUGAGGAGGAGCCUGGAAGGGCACCCAGUCGACUCCGAGCCAAGAGUCUUUCAGCGUUUGAUGUUGAGGUAUACUGGAAAGCCCUUCCCUGGAGCACAAGCAAGAAACGUGUUCUCGGCUAUGAGGUACUGUAUAAGCGGAACCAAUUCAGCAGGCCCAGCAUUAUGGAGACCAACACCACCUCAGUGGAGCUGUCACUACCCACAGAUGAGGAGUACAUCAUCCAGAUCAGACCUUUUGGAGAAGGAGGGGAAGGCAGCAGCAGCCGACAGAUCACCAUUCCCAAAAUAUCAGGUACUAACCGAUGA
This is a messenger RNA of Sinocyclocheilus grahami, 534 nucleotides long. RefSeq names its product contactin-3-like. Gene Ontology annotation, molecular function: cell-cell adhesion mediator activity. Lineage: Eukaryota; Metazoa; Chordata; Actinopteri; Cypriniformes; Cyprinidae. The record is from RefSeq and is a predicted model, not a curated record. The transcript has 4 exons. The annotation marks the transcript as partial. Gene Ontology annotation, cellular component: axon; plasma membrane. Gene Ontology annotation, biological process: cell-cell adhesion; axon guidance; brain development.